This is a messenger RNA of Tripterygium wilfordii, 1283 nucleotides long. RefSeq names its product mitochondrial carnitine/acylcarnitine carrier-like protein. The transcript is spliced from 3 exons. Gene Ontology annotation, molecular function: L-ornithine transmembrane transporter activity. The record is from RefSeq and is a predicted model, not a curated record. Lineage: Eukaryota; Viridiplantae; Streptophyta; Magnoliopsida; Celastrales; Celastraceae. Gene Ontology annotation, biological process: mitochondrial L-ornithine transmembrane transport. The coding region runs from base 281 to 1174 and encodes 297 amino acids.
GCCGUGUCGAUAUCUUCAAAUAAACUCACGACCACAACUCGUUUUCUUUGUUUAAAAUCCACGCUCAGCCGGAGUGGUUGGUAUUUGUCCAAUCCCAACCACCCUCCUGUGCCUCACAAACCAAGAUUCACUUGUUUUUCAGAUUCUCCCUCGCUCGUCUUCUGAUGCGCAGUCUGUGUAUAUAAAAGACAAGUCUUUUUAGAUCUAAUAAUACCCUUUUGAUUUUUCAGAUUCACUUGGCCCCGUCUUUUCCUUUUCACUGUUGCUGCCAGCUCCGCAGAUGGGGGACGUAGUCAAGGACCUAACUGCUGGGACUGUGGGAGGGGCAGCACAAUUGAUUUGUGGACACCCCUUUGAUACCAUAAAGGUCAAACUCCAAAGCCAGCCUGCACCACUUCCAGGCCAACCACCCAAGUAUGCUGGUGCCAUGGAUGCUGUCAGGCAAACUUUAGCCGCGGAAGGCCCUAGAGGUUUGUACAAGGGCAUGGGUGCUCCACUUGCCACUGUUGCAGCCUUCAAUGCUGUUCUGUUCUCAGUUAGGGGACAAAUGGAAGCAUUGUUGAGGUCUGAACCUGGUGCACCCCUUACAGUUAACCAGCAGGUCAUUUGCGGGGCUGGGGCUGGAGUUGCCGUUUCUAUUUUAGCUUGCCCCACUGAAUUGAUCAAAUGCAGGUUGCAAGCCCAAAGUGCAUUGGCAGAUUCUGCCUCAACUGGUGCAGCAGUGAAAUAUGGGGGGCCAAUGGAUGUGGCAAGGCAUGUUCUUAGAUCAGAAGGAGGUGUUAGGGGCCUCUUCAAGGGCUUGGUUCCAACAAUGGCUCGUGAAGUGCCUGGGAAUGCUGUCAUGUUUGGUGUCUAUGAAGCUCUGAAACAAUUCUUUGCAGGAGGCCAGGAUACUUCCAAGUUGGGAAGAGGCUCUUUGAUUGUGGCUGGUGGCCUGGCUGGGGGUUCCUUUUGGCUAUUAGUCUACCCCACUGACGUUAUCAAGAGUGUGAUUCAGGUCGAUGAUUACAGAAACCCCAAGUUCUCCGGGUCCAUGGAUGCAUUUAGAAAGAUCCUAGCAUUGGAAGGCAUUAAAGGCUUGUACAAGGGUUUUGGCCCUGCCAUGGCCCGCAGUGUUCCUGCUAAUGCAGCAUGCUUCCUGGCAUAUGAGGUUACCCGGUCUAGUUUGGGGUAGUUUUGUUUCUGUACCCCGAUUACUGACCAAUGAUUUGGAUGAAAUUUUAGUCAUUUGAUCUUAACACCAUUUCCCAUUCUCAUAAAAUGAAAUCCUCUUUUGAAGAAAA